Molecule: messenger RNA, 1352 nt
Organism: Cyprinus carpio (common carp)
Lineage: Eukaryota; Metazoa; Chordata; Actinopteri; Cypriniformes; Cyprinidae
Biological process (GO): regulation of immune response
Cellular component (GO): cell surface
Molecular function (GO): coreceptor activity; MHC class I protein binding
Source: RefSeq, a predicted model, not a curated record
GUGCAAUAGUCAAGCUGCUAUUUACAUGCUAACGAAACUUGAAAUUGGUGUAUUUCCGAAAAGUCUCCUGAUUUUUCCUGAAUCUGAAUCUUUUCUGUUUCCUCUGACUCAUUCUCUGAUAGGCUGUCAGUAAUUGGUUCAUUGGCCCCACACACUGCAGGCCCUCCUUUCUGUCUGACACAUGAAUAACUGAAAGGAAAACACAGACACUCAGUUGACAGCUCUCACACACACACCAAAGGAUGACCCUCUCUUGCAUGUGCUUUUGUUUGUUCGUAUGGAUGGCAGCGUCCGCGCUGCCCACCCUCCAAGCUAAGCCGUCUGUUCUCUACACCAAAAUCAAUGGCUCGGAAGUUCUGACCUGUGAAUGUCAAGAUCACUCCUGCCAGGAGAUUUUUUGGUACCGAUACCUUGAGAGGACAAAGACUCUUCAGUUCUUAGUGUAUGUCAACAGUGCUGGCAGAGAGAAACAUGGAGAUGACCUGAACGGCACUCGCUUCAAGGGCUCUGUGUCCUCUGGACAGAAGGUGGUCUACACCCUGCGUAUAACAGGACUACAGGAGGAUGAAAUCGGCCUCUAUUCCUGCAUGUUUAAAGCUAAGAAUCUUAUGCCUGUUGGAUAUUACAUAAUGCCUGGAGUGAAUCCUCCGACAGUUCAGCCGCUAACUGUCAAGACCAAGAAACCUGUGAAGAUCUGUAAUUGCAAACCCUCCAGUUCUCCUAAAGGCUGUGAACAGUUAGUGCUUUGGCCGGGCAUUGGUGCUCUUCUACUUUUGGCCAUUACACUUGCAGGCACACUUUACUACUUCAGUCGUCUACCUAAGAAGUGCAGACAUCGAUUUACCAAGACGAAUCCAUUGCGAUGAGGUGGAAGACAACACGCUUCAUGUUGAAACAAAUGCAGUGGUCUUUUUCUCUCUCUAAAUUGUGGACCUGUAGAAGUCUCUGGAAUUUUGCCAUGGCUAAUACCAAAUAUAUUAGGUUUUAGAAUGUAAAAAAAAAAAAAAUGUAAAUAAAAAUAAUAGCUUAAAUUUAGAGUUUAGUGUUUCAUCUGACAUUAUUCAACCAACAGUCCACUUAAUGAAUUAGAUUCAUUGUCUAACUUGAAUUAAACCAAAGCUGAACAUUCCACCAGGAUCACCACAAAACUGAACUAACCCUAAACUUGGACUAAACUUGGACUUAAUCGAGCUUUAAGUUUUGUUCUUGCCAGCACAGCAUGUUUAAUAUGCCCCUGAAUGUACAGUUUUCCAAUUAUGAUGUUCUUUUAUCACAUAUGCUGUCAUGUUUUAUGCUGUCAUGUUAUGCUUGUCAUAUAAAUCAAGUUUAAAUUAAAUGAGUGUAUUAUUGAG